AUGGACUGGUUGCUGAUGAACGUAAAUGUCUGCCCUCCGCAAAUUUCAAGGUUCAGAAAGGGCCGCAGCAGCAUCGACAACGUGAUGAGCCUUGUCAGCUACGUAAAACUCGACAAAGCUACACGCAACAUCACUAUUGGCGUAUUCCUCGACAUCAAAGGAGCGUUCGGUAACGUUACUCUCGAGGCUAUUUUAAACGCUCUGAAGUUCGUUAUAGUUGUUGGUCGUAUGUACCGCUGGAUGUCAGACUACCUCAUUGAUCGACCCAUCACGGCCGGUGAAGUCGGGUGUUUUAUGAGCCACUACAACAUCUGGAAAGACAUGAUCGAGAAUCAGCACCGCAUCGCCCUUAUCUUCGAGGAUGACAUCCGGUUCGAGCCCUAUUUUCGGACAAAAAUAGGGGAGCUUCUGGCCGAAGUUCGCCACCUGGACUGGGAUCUCAUAUACCUGGGCCGCAAGCGCCUCUCGGGAUCCAAGGAGCCUCUGGUGACGGGCUCCUCCCGGCUUGUCCACGUGGACUACUCCUAUUGGACCCUGUGCUACGCUCUGACGCUAUCUGGCGCCCGCAAACUUGUUGACGCCAACCCAUUGCCCCGCAUGGUGCCCGUCGACGAGUAUCUGCCUAUCAUGUUCGACAAGCAUCCCGAGAAAGCUUGGGCUGCCCACUUCCCUCGGCGUGACCUCAAGGCCUUCUCCGUGCACCCUCUGUUUGUGCACCCAACGCACUACACUGGCGAGGACCACUACAUCAGCGACACCGAGGACUCGGUGGUGGUAGACGCGCUAAACGCUACCGGCUCCGAUCAUGGUGCGGACAGCGUUCUGCCUCCUGCCGACGUAGCCAGCGAGCCCCAAGCUACGAGGGAUGAGCUCUGAAGACGCGCGCCCGCGCUUUUAAUUGCCGUCAAGGCGAUACCUAACCAUGGUCCACGUGUGCAUGUGACAGGGAUUCACACCUAAGGGGCAUUUACUGCUUCACCGUUACCGCUCCACCGUUACCGUUACACGUCAAGCGUGAUGCCAGCUUCGCGCGCGCUGAAGCUGCACCGUGUCGUGCGUCGGCAUCUGGCCGGGACGGUAAACGUAGCGAUAGAGCGGUAUCGAUGUUGCUACAGCACUAUGUUAAGGGGAUGCCAUCUGUGUGGCAGCGGUGGCAGCCUCCCUCGAUAGGCAAACGCGCCAACAGCGCAAACGCGGCCGGAUUUACUCGUAACAAUUGCCUGGAACUGAGCGAAGUGUUACUGUGGGCUGGUUGUAUACUUGUAAUGCUUUUAUACUAGGGCGACGAGUUGGAA
Molecule: messenger RNA, 1295 nt
Organism: Dermacentor andersoni
Lineage: Eukaryota; Metazoa; Arthropoda; Arachnida; Ixodida; Ixodidae
Source: RefSeq, a predicted model, not a curated record